Aplysia californica (California sea hare) is the source of this 5024-nucleotide messenger RNA. Its product is annotated as endosome/lysosome-associated apoptosis and autophagy regulator family member 2. Bases 396 to 3389 code for a protein of 997 amino acids. NCBI's taxonomy places the organism in Eukaryota, Metazoa, Mollusca, Gastropoda, Aplysiida, Aplysiidae. The transcript is spliced from 24 exons. The record is from RefSeq and is a predicted model, not a curated record.
UCUCUCCCUUUGCAAUCGACUUUUUGGUCUGCUGGCGUCCGCCAGUCCAGUUUUAGGCUAGAGAUCUAGUUGACAAUUGACAAGCUAAGACUAAGACUAAGCACAAAGUGCAGUUUUUUUCUGUGACAGUAGGCCUAUCGAGAAGAUCUGUUCACUAUUUAUUACUUACUGACACAGCAAACAUUGUGACCACUGGUGCUACGUUCGUUGUGAUCAAUUCGUUUGGACUAACGACAUCUCUGCUUCCAGCCAGCUGUGCGCUUGUUGUGCUCUUCGUAAACUUCGUUGUGUGUGGACUGCUAGAUUUCUCACGGAUGAGACACUUGGCAUGAUAAUUGUGGUGCACUGAGCAGUAACUACUAUAUAUUCCUUGUGAGAAGUGAUCAACGGUCGACAUGUUUGUGCUCCAUACGCUUAUUUCUUUGGCUUUUUUGGCUACUGCAACAUUUUCAUUCACCACCGAAGCACUGCGACCUUGCCAUUUGGAUGACUUUAAAUAUGAAUACACAGAAUGUGACAGUGAUGGAGGCCGGUGGAGAGUCUCUGUUCCAAAGGAACCUGGCCUCUGUCAACCUGGAAAUUCCCCAUCUGUUCCAGAGAGAGGAAAGGAAUGUAAUUUCGCGUGCAACACUGGAGAGUACUUGGAUAUUCAAGGAGACCAACAGUGCCACUCAUGCCCACCAGGCACAUACUCCCUCGGGGGAGGGAUUCGAUUUGAUGAUUGGCAGACUCUGCCCCCAGGUUUCGCUGUGAAGACGGAACAUGUGUCUCACACGAGCUGGGGGAGCAGAUUUAAACACAAAGGGAACUGCUCCAGAGCUGAAUGGAAGCCCCGCAGCUCGUACAUCAUGUCAGUCCCUGGAGACUGCCCCAGCAACCUGCUCUUCUCUGCCAAGCUAGUACGAGCUGGGAAAGUUUCCUUUGAGUACCAGUACACCGACCCAGAGACUAUCUUCCACUUCAUGGUUCAGAAUGACCAGUGCCAGGCCCUUGAUGGGGAGGACAAUGACAAGUGGCCAGCGGUCACUACUGAGGGCAAGUGGGCCACCAUUGUGGUGGAGCUGAAGAGUGGAAUGAACGUACUGCAGUGGCGCACGAUAGGGGCUCUUUCGGAAAUGAUGCACUCCACAGUCAGCCCUAUUCUGAUCAGAAAAAUCGAAAUUACAGGUGUGGCCUAUACGUCAGAGUGCACUAAAUGCGCCAAUGGCACGUACAGCAGUGGUGGCACCUCUUUCUGCCAGAUCUGUCCAGUCAACACCUUCUCCAACCACGGGGCCAGCCAGUGCUUACCCUGCAAGGACGGGGAGUACUCCGAGCCUGGCUCAGCAACAUGUACAGAGAAGCCACCUUGCACAGAGUUUGACUACUACAGCUUUCAGACUGCUUGCAAUAAGGAUGGGCAGACCCAAAUGACCCAUCGUUGGAUCCAGCCCAAGAUCUGCAAUGAGAAAGCAGGACAGUCAGUGGUACUGCCUGUGAAUGGCGUUUUGGAUGAUUGUCCCCCUUGCAACCCUGGCAUGCACCAGCUCAACAUGUCACACUGUGGCUAUUGCAAUGAGAAUCAAUUUGCAGAUUCCCAGUCAGUGUGUCGGGACUGCGCCGUGUCAACGUCACCAAAGUAUGAGGUACACUACAAACACUGGACAGGCAUGCCACCUAACAUGACCACCCGAUGCAUUUCUAUUGGCAUGGAAUCGUGCUCCAACACAGCAGGCUGGGUCCCAGCAGGCGAUCGUCUCAGGACCAGCUUCGGCCUACGAGACAACAACAUCUUCCUGGUGCUUGUGCUCAAGGUGGCUGGAUUCAGGGGAGAACCAGGCACAGUGGAUGGCAAACCCAUAACCCUCUCCACUAUCUCGUUUGAGCUAGACUUGCACUGUGAAUCCCCCUGCCAGCUCAUCUUCUUAUCCGAUGCCCUGGGGAGGAAUACUGUGUUGCAGACAUGGGAGGAGACAAUGGAGAAAACUGUGUUUAGCCACGAAAUCUUCACCAAUGAGUCGGUCACUUUCACCUGGGCUUUCCAGCCUGAUGACUUUGGUCUGGCAGAUCCGGGAGAUGAGGUCCACACCAGCCGCAUGAAGAACCUGGCUCAGAUCUACAACCUGAAAGUGACCAACACCUUGUCUGGAGGGGCCUCACAGUGCGAGUCUUGUCCUGAAGGAAAGUCGGCUGAUGGCUGCAUUCCGUGUUCGGAUGGUCACUACGUGGACCCACAGAGCCAGAGGUGUCAGGCGUGCCCAGCAGGCACCGUGCUGCCCAGUAGCAACUCGUGGGGGCAAGACUCGUGCAAGAAGUGCGGGCCGGGGCUGCACCCGGUGGGAGGCAGGUCCUGCAAGUCUGACUGCCGCUUCACUGAUGACAUGGGACGAGAGUAUGACUUCACCGAGCUCGACGGGCUUCAUUAUGUGUCAGGAGCCCGACUCUUCACUGCCAGCGGGACCCAGUACUACCAUAGUUUCAACAUUUCCUUGUGUAACCAUGGCAACACACCUCUACCCACCUGCGUCAACAACGUGUCUGCCGAUGCAGUGCUCAUAGGCCAGCCUAGCUAUUUGUCCAGCAUGGUGUGUCGGUCAACUCUGGUGCCCCAGGGAGACCCAGAGAAACCGGUGGUGUCCACCCAGCCAGUCAGCCUGGGCACCCAUCUGACCAAGAUCGUGAGUAAUAUCAGCCUUCUUAAGCAGUACGAGGAAGAAGGCUUACCUUCUGAAGAUUCUGAGCGAGAUAUUCACUUUUACUACGAAUCAGGAAGCACCACAAGUGCUUGUCCCAACGGGCGCGUCAGCAUCAUCAGCCUCCACUGCGACCCCAAGCAGAAGGGCACGGGGGAGAUACAGCUGCCGCCCAAGUGUGCUGAUGGGACCUGCGACGGCUGCACCUUCCACUUCCUGUGGCUGACUCGGCACGCCUGUCCCGCCUGUCGCAAGGAGGACUACAAGGUGGUCCGCGGGGAGUGUGUAGACGGGGAGCAGGCGAUUCACUACUUCCCACCACAGCACUGUUUGGAGCUCUCGCAAGAAAGUUUGUCACCAAUGAGCCAGAAGUGUCGAGUGCUGCCCUUUGCUGUGAUGGUGUCAAUCCCAGUGAUCCUGGGUACGGGCCUCUUCCUCAUCCUGCUGCUCAUCUACUGCUGGUCUCGCAACAAGAAGCUGGAGUACAAGUACAUGAAGCUGGUGGAGACGGCCGGCGGCCAUGACGGGGAGCUGCCCGCGGCAGACACGUGCGGCAUGGAGGACGAGGACGAGGACGACGUACAUUUCGCCGAUGAGCGGACUGGAGCCAGCUUCUUCAGCAAAAUCAGGGAAAAGUUUGGCUCAAGUAACAGAAUGAAGGAUGAUGAUAAUCCUUUUGUCGCUGUGAAGAUGUCUGAGAAAAUGUCACUUACGUAAGUCACGUGCCACCGCCAACCACUGCUUCACGCCAUUAGCUAGAGGGCCACGCUCGUUAUGGAUUGUCGCAGAUCUGUGUGGAGAACAGAAAGAUGUCGCCCAUCGCUGUAUCUGUCACUUGUUUGCUAACGUAGUAUUGCCUGGCUGUAGAAAGUUGUCUUUGCUGUCAGUGUUUGGAAGGUUGAAAUAUUAUGGAUUGUGGUCUAGUUCUGUUUGGUUUCUUUGCGUCCAGUAAAAGUAAGGCAUAUAUAUAUCUUUGCUAAUUUUUUUUAGGAACGAAAACAUUAGAACAUGCUGAGGUGUUUGCAAAUUGCUCUUUAUUUUGAAAAUACCAUUAAUCCUCCCUAAAUUCUUAUUUGUUUGUGCAGUAAUCAAAGUUUGCACCAUUUGAAGGUUUUUCACGUAGAAAUGAAAGGGAAAUGACUGUGCUUAAAAAAUUUGCAUCUUAACCAAAAUUUCUGUGAUUGGUUCUGUCUUGUAGGUUUUUUUCGCAACUGUAGUCUCAUUUGCAGACUGCCUGAUGGGGAUAAUGAAUCUUCUUACUAAUGAGAUUUAAAAUGCUUGCUACAGGAAGUUUUGUAGGGUUUAGAACUGUACGUUGAAGUCAUAUAUCAUCGUCUUGUGCUGAUUGGGUGCCAGUUUAAUUGAAAGUCUAGCACACUACUGUGGUCCACCGUAAGUCCUGCCCAGUCAAUCAUGAUUUACUGCUAUCUAGGCUGUAUAGCAUAGCGUAAGUCCUUACUUAUUGGGUAUGGUAGUAACUGCACUAGGGGCAUUUUGACCAACGGUGGUGGCGUUACACUAUUGUGGUGUGUGGAGGGGGGUGGACUGCUUCAUUUAGCGGUGUUGUUUGAAUGAAAAAAUUUUUCCUGUGGUAAAAGGUAUAAUUAACAAGUAAGUCACGACAGCAAAUGACCAGACAGGACUAUAUUCAAGAAAACAUGGGGCCUGCCAACCUUCCGUUGAUGAGCAUUUGAUUCCCGGAUGGGGAAUGUGUUUCUAAUGGGAUGCACUAUUCUACUCAAUAGUCUGAAUUGUGUUGAUAAGUGGAAUGUAUGUGAGUCAUGUUACAAUCAAACAUAAUAUGGAGCAUCUUAUUCCAAUUGAAGAAACCAUAGGUGAGUUUUCGAAUGUGUUGGUAUGGAAUAUUAGAUCUCAAAAGAAAUCAGUGGAAUGGGAAAAUGUGCUUUGCCUGUCCUAAGCGGAUGUUUAUGGAAAAAGUUAUUUGGGCCACCUCCUGUCAAAUUUUGAUGUAUCUUUCAGUGAUGAUGCGGCCUUCAGAGACUGGGAGAGAUUAACAUCUGUUUUUGACAGAAGAUGCUAUAUAUAGAAAGUAACGUUGACUGGGCUUUCUCUAAUGAUGCAUACGUGUUGUGAAUUAUAUUACCCUAUGGCUUUGCACGUGUUACAGAGUUGUGGUUGAGCAAUGUGUAAGAUAAUCUAAUCCUGUCUUCAUUUUUGCUCUCAUUUAUGUGCUCAAACUCAUUGUGUCUGAAGUUACACAAAAAGUUAAUCGCAUUAUUUUUUUUGUAUUGAUUGAAUUACCAACUGCUGUAAAUAUAUAUGUGUUUAUACAUUUCGUCAUGGUACUGAACAAAUGGCCUUAGUCAUUUUUUCCCCUUUUGAGAAAACUUU